Molecule: messenger RNA, 1791 nt
Organism: Cylicocyclus nassatus
Lineage: Eukaryota; Metazoa; Nematoda; Chromadorea; Rhabditida; Strongylidae
Source: the annotation of a GenBank genome assembly
UUCAGGGAAGAUUCCUCCUUUCCGGAUAGCUUGCUGUUAGGUACAUAAUACAUAAGAUGCUCGGACAGUAAACCAACAACAAAUAGAUAAAUGAACUUAAAUGUUGUUUCGCUGCGAGACUAAAUAUACAGAGCUUUGUUUUUGUGACUUUCCGAGAAUCGUUCUUGUAAGUGAAAUACUGCCCAAUAAGCAAGCGAGAUGAUUAACGGACAGCCUUACGAGGAGGAGCAAAAUGGCUAUGAUGAAUAUACAGAUGAUGAUGGUAGUGAGCAGUACCACAGUUCUGGCAGGGAUCGCGAUCGCAAGCAUCGUCAUCAUCGCAGUUCCAAGCGUCAUCACCAUCGCCGCAAACGAUCGCAUUCCAGGAGUAGGAGCCGCGAGAGAUCCGGCAAAGUGCAUAUCAACCCUAAUUUUGCACCAACGUUGGGACCAACUGCUUCCUCCUUACUGGAGACUAACAACAUCCUCGAGAGUGAAGUUGUUCGUCUGCGCAACGAACUGAGCUGCACCAAUAUCAGAAUUCGAGCAUUGGAAAACGAGCUCAGUAAUGGUGCCGUACUCCGCAGCAACCUUGAGCAGGAGUUGUCUGUGUCUCGUAUGAACUGCCAGAAACUACAACAAGCAUCAACAAAGAAUAACCAGUUGUUGUCAUCCGUUCGUACGGAAGCUGCUGGUGUUCGUAAGGAGAAGGAUCGCUUAACUGAGCUCUUGAAGCAGACGGAAAUGCAGUUGUCAGCAAAUACUGAACAAGUGUCCUUUCUCACGAAACGGAACGAAACUUUGGGCAGGAAAUGUGAAGAACUUGUGGAGAAGAAUAAGAUCUUGCGGGAAGAGCGGGAUGACGCAGUCCAACUUGUGUCUUCUAUGAAAAGAGAGGUGGAAAAUAUGCAGGCAAACAUUGAUCUCAGACUAGUGGAGUACAAAAGAAUGGAAGGCGACCUUGCCACAGCUCGUGAAAGGGAACGUAUGUGGAAAGUAGAGAAGCUGGAGUUGGAGAGGAAGCUGACAACGAAGGACUCCCUUUUGAUUACCGAAAAGAAGAAAGCGGAAGAACAGAAGAGGCGCGAUAAAUCGCAACUGGAGGCUUUGGAGAAAAAGCUGAAAAGCGAACAGCCAGGAUGGGAGGCACAGUUAGGAGUGGAAGCCGUGUAUCAUGCUGUUGAGGUAGUUAAAAAGGAGUUCGGUGCACAACUGAAGCAACUUCAGGAGCAGAUGCGCCCAUUGAAAGAACAAAGCUCUGUCAUUGCCUCGUAUCACAUGAACGAUGGUCGACCGGCACGAGUGCUAAGCGCUCCUCCGCUUCCAGUAGAAUUCAACCCACCAGUUUUUUCAUCCAAUGGCGAAACUCAUACCAAAUUAGAUAUAACAGGGGCGCCAAAAAACUUUGCAAAACCCAAUGGAACGAACGUUGAAUCCUAUACUCAAAAUGGCAUUCUGCCGACCUUCACCGAACAAGAACUGAUUGGUGGAGACGAUGAAAUCAUGGCAACAACAUCUGACCAUGAUCCUGUGCCUAUUGAUGAAGCAGCACUUCUAGAUGACUGACGGCACUUAUUGCCACUUACCGCUAACUGCUUCUGUCAAUAAGUACUUAGACGUAGCGGUGUAGAUAUUUCUUGCGUUUCUUCUUGCUCUGUUGUCACAUGUUGUUAGGGCUAUCUCUUGUUAUUCUGUCAUAUGCAUGGCCUGUGCUUAUGCUCUCGCUCUCGGGUACAUUUUGACGUUUCCAUGUUGUUCUCAAUAGACAAGAUUUAUGCACAUUAAUUACAUUGCAAAUAAAUAUAUACUAUA